Messenger RNA from Austrofundulus limnaeus, 3041 nucleotides. RefSeq names its product beta-secretase 2 (gene bace2). Gene Ontology annotation, biological process: amyloid-beta metabolic process; membrane protein ectodomain proteolysis. Gene Ontology annotation, cellular component: trans-Golgi network; endosome; plasma membrane. Bases 269 to 1792 code for a protein of 507 amino acids. Gene Ontology annotation, molecular function: aspartic-type endopeptidase activity. The transcript is spliced from 9 exons. Lineage: Eukaryota; Metazoa; Chordata; Actinopteri; Cyprinodontiformes; Rivulidae. The record is from RefSeq and is a predicted model, not a curated record.
GUGUGGAUGAAGGAGAGAUACUGUAUGUUGGAGGAAAAAAAUACAGACUGCGGAAAAGUUUUUUUUAUUGCCAGCCACAGUCUGUCGCCGUGAGUGUUUUCUGUGGUUUCUUCGUGACAGGAAAGAAGGUGGCGUUUCCAUAAUGGCGACUACAGCGCAAACUGGUGUUUUCAUGAUGGUCAGAAAAGUUUGAGCAAGAACCUUUUUUUUUCUUCCUCCAACUCAGCUGUUAUUUGUGGUGUCACUAACGUUAGGACAAACUACUACCAUGACACACUUCACUUGUUUUUCAGUUUGGGCAUUUGCUUUUAGUUUAUACUUCGGCGUGUCGAACUGUUACUUUUCAAUUCCGCUGAGAAUAUACCCGGGGAAGUUCAACAUAUCMAGGGACCGCGUUGACGUGACUCCGCUUCGGCUCGUAGCUGAUGGAGACGGCCUCUCUCUGGCCUCUGACCCGGCUGGAACUGUCAGCUUUCUGGACAUGGUCAACAACUUGCAAGGGGACUCUGGAAGAGGCUACUACAUAGAAAUGUCUCUGGGUACUCCUGGCCAAAAGCUGAACAUCCUGGUKGAUACAGGCAGCAGUAACUUCGCAGUAGCAGCAGCUCCACACCCAUUUAUUACUCACUAUUUCAACACUAAACUUUCCAGUACCUACCAGUCAGUCGGUCGAUCYGUAGCUGUCAGGUACACCCAAGGAAACUGGGAAGGAGAGCUGGGUAUUGACGAAGUCUCCAUCCCAAAGGGUCCAAACGGGYCCAUCAUCAUCAACAUCGCUGCCAUCUUGUCAUCUGACGGCUUCUUCCUUCCUGGAGUCAACUGGCAGGGUAUCCUGGGACUGGCCUACCCUUCACUGGCACGGCCGGACUCUUCUGUGGAGCCUUUCUUCAACUCGGUGGUGACGCAGCUGGGAAUUGCCAACGUGUUUUCCCUUCAGAUGUGCGGCACAGGACCGUCGGCCAGCAGCACCAUCGAUCCUCCUGCUGGCAGCCUGAUAAUGGGAGGAGCUGAGCCGACACUGUAUCGGGGGUCCGUGUGGUACACCCCUGUAGUACAGGAGUGGUAUUACCAAGUGGAAGUGUUGAAGCUGGAGGUUGGAGACCAGAAUCUGAAUCUGGACUGUAGAGAAUAUAACACAGAUAAAGCUAUAGUCGACAGUGGGACGACACUGCUGAGACUUCCUGUCAGUGUCUUCAGUGCGGUGGUAGAAGCCAUCACACGCAGUUCUCUGAUCCAAGAGUUUUCUUCAGGCUUCUGGGAUGGCACUAAGCUUGCAUGCUGGAUGCAGGGAGAAAACCCCUGGAAGUUUUUCCCAAAGCUUUCCAUCUACCUGAGAGCCACCAACACCAGCCAGUCCUUCCGCAUUACCAUCCUGCCUCAGCUGUACAUUCAGCCAGUCACAGACAUGGACGGCACGUUGGACUGCUUCCGCUUCGGGAUUUCAUCUUCAGCUAACGGCCUGGUGAUGGGAGCCACAAUUAUGGAAGGCUUUUACGUGGUGUUUGACCGCGCUCAGAAGAGGCUGGGCUUUGCUCUCAGCAGCUGUGCAGUGAGUGACGAGGUGGCUCUGUCAGAGAUCGCGGGACCCUUCUCGGCAGCAGAYGUGGCGUCCGACUGCUCCGGCACAUUGUCCAAGGAGCCCCUCCUCUGGGCGAUCUCCUACGCCCUGAUGGCGAUCUGCGCCGUGGUCCUCUUCAUCCUGCUGCUCGCGCUGGUGCUGCCCUGCAGGUGCAGGGACCGCUCCGGGGAGAUCACAGACGAGUCCUCGCUGGUGCGGCAUCGCAUCAAGUGACUGAGAGGAAAUGGGCGGGCGAGCACGGUGAGCGGACCGAGCCCGUCUACGACUGCGGGAGUCAGCCUGCACUGACAUUUAAGGCUGACCCUCAGACUGAGUUUGGACUGCUCCCAUCAGCUUUGACCCAUGGAGGUAGACGGACAUAUCUACUGCCUCUGAAGGGAAACGCCACCAAAACACUCGUGAUAACGGCUGUUAACACUAAAUGUAUGUUUCUGUUUCCUGCUCAGUGCUUGAUCUUUCAUAAUGUAAUGAAAACAUUCMUGAAGAUGCUCUCAUACAGAGGAAGAAUACGCACUGAUGAGAAUGCACUUAAUAAUUUGAUGCAAAUGCUAAGCAUGUUCUUUGAGUUGAUGUGAGCAGACUUGUCGAGCUCAACUUAAACCCGUUAAGCCGUGACAUGAAAUUUAACGACCGCUAACAAUAAAAUCCCACACUGAUAAAAUAAACAGAGUAACAGGAUAAAUCACAUUAACAGUGAGUAAUAUUAGUCAAACGUAGCAUGUGAUGAACAUUUAAAGAAGCACACAACAGUAUUAAACUAGGUGGUAAUCUGGAAGCAAUAGACUUAUUUUAGCCUUUUUUUUUGGACCCUUUAAUGUUCCACUCUUCUGUGCAGCAAAGCUGUCAACUUGACUUUAUUGAUGUUCAGAUUAUUGUUAUUAAUAAUCUGUAAAGUGACAAAUGUUUACUGGGCCUUUUGUUUCGGCUGAUGAACGGCWUCAACAGGGAGGCUCCUGAAAUGCACCUUGUGUGACACAAAGCAACAGACCAAUAUUUCUUCAGUGUGUUCACAUUUUCAUGUAAAUCUGUUUACAUUCAGAUUGACUUUGCUUUGAAUAUUGCUUCAAAUCAUUGCCUUUUAGCCAAAUCUUUACAGUUCUUUAUAAAUUCACUUUUUACACAAAAAAUGGUAAAAACAAAAGGAUUUCUAAAGUGUCUUCAGACUAAUUAACCUCAAGCCAUCUGCAGUCUUUUAAUACUAGAAACACCUGGAAAGUUGCGUUUACAUAAAAAACAGUGAUAAAUGUCAAAGUGACAAAAUAUGUUGUAAGAUUUUAAAAGAAAAUAUUAUUUGUGAGUGAAAUGACCCGACAGUCACAACUGUUUAAAAUCUGAACAUGUUAAACUGUUUAUUUCAAGAUACACCAGAGUAUUUCUAUGUUCUCUUAUUUAUAGACGUUUCUUUAUUUGUGCCAAAAACUGUAAUUGUUCUGUAAAUAAAACAGCUUGUGACAAAUCAAAA